AUGUCGUCGGUCGCAGCGAGCGCGACAGCGGGUUCUGUCACGGGCAAAACACCCCGCAUCCUCGCCUGCGUGCUCUGCCAGGCCAACGUACAAUGUACCCCGAGCACACCCGCGCCUGCGCGCAAGCGACGAAGGCCAAACCAAGACCUCCAGGAGAGACUGGCGCGAUGCGAGGAACUAUUGAAGGAAUACGCACCCGAUGGGAAGCCCGACAUCGGAAGACUGAAUAGAAAAAAUACCAGCUUAUCUCAAAGCCCACCCAAGGGCGAGGAGCCGUUGCCGGAAUGGAAUCGUCACGGCAAACUGAUCCACGAAGACGGAAGCGUUCGAUUCGUGGAUUCGUAUAUGCUCAGCACUAUAUACGACGAGCUCCGGGCGAUGCGUGAUAUUAUUGACAACGACGAGAGCACUCCCGAAGACGAAAGCUCCGAUUACAUGACCCCAGAUACGAAUGCAGACCUCGUCUUUGGCGGCGAUGUCGCGCAGGGCGCAGGAAGCACCAUGGAGUUGCAACCAAGUCCAGGGCAUAUCUUCCGCUUGUGGCAGGUGUUUCUGGAUCGGGUCAACCCCCUGAUCAAGCUCGUCCAUGUACCGUCUCUCCAGCCAUAUUUGGUCGAAGCCACUGCUGGUGCCCCGCUGCCAAAAAAUAUCGAGGCCUUGCUAUUCUCCAUCUAUACGCUCGCCGUCGUCUCGUUGUCCGAUGCCGAAUGCACAUCUAUACUCGGAUACGGCAGGGAUGCAGCCCUCCAGCGAUUUUCCUCGGGUGUUCGCACGAGUCUGAUUCGCAUCGGCUUCCUCAAAACACACGAUUUAACCACCCUUCAAGCGCUCGUUCACUAUCUCAUCUCGCUCCAGGGCAGGUACAACAGGCAUGCCGCAUGGGUGCUCAAUGGUGUGGUGAUAAGGAUAGCACAGAAGAUGGGCCUACAUCGUGACGGCACAAUGCUGGGUCUACCACCUUUCGAGACUGAGAUGCGGCGACGUCUCUGGUUUCAAAUAUUGUCAAUGGAGUUCAAGACUGCUCUAAUGUCCGGUCUAGGCCAUUCGCUACUCCCAAGAGUCUGGGACACCCAAGAACCCAAGAACGUCAACGACGCAGAUCUGCAUCCCUCAGCGACCGAGCCCGUCAAGGAUCGAGAUGGCCCGACCGAGAUGAUCUUUGUCCUGAUUACAAACAAAGUCGCCCGUUUCAUCGUGGAAAGCCCGGGAAUUGAGCCUGUGUUUCUGUACAACGACGAAAAGGUCAAAAAUAUCCCCGGCGCGCCGAGCGAGGAAAAGAUUAAGGAAUUUCGCGGCCUGAUCGAUGGGCUUUCACAGUCUUUACUCGAGCUUACCGAUAAGUUCUGCGAUCCAGCAGCAGGCCCUCUUCAUGAAUACACCAUCGAAUUCAAGGACAUCAUUAUGCAACGCAUCAGGGAGUCACUCGAGCCUGGCGAUGCAACAAUCGAGACACACAUAGACCACAUGUUUAAAAUAGCAGUGGAGUCUUUUGAAAGUUCCCUCGCCAGCUAUCGGAACUCUUCAAAGGCCGCAUAUCUUUGGUUCCUGCGAUUGCAGUUCCACAACGAUCUAUUCACAUUCCUUGCCGGGCAACUUAGCCAAAGACCCUCGGGCCCUUUGGUCGAUCGUGCCUGGGACACCAUCGAGCACAUAUUAUCAUAUCACCCAGAGCUGCUUAAAGUCAACGCCAGCAAAGAAAACCUGUUGCUGGCGUCGCUCCUGGUCAAAGGCUGGAACGUGAAGGAGGAGUACUGCUCAACACAAAUCGGCAUAACACUCACCACGCCUCCGUACAUUGAGCACUUGAGGUCAAUGGUACCACAAGAUUACGUCAAGAGCGAGAACAGCAGUCCUUCACAGCUCUCCCGAAUUCCUCAGUCAAACCGCAUGGUCUCUGAGGAAGCGACCAACGUUCAAGUACCCAUGCCAGGGCCCGUGGAUCCGACAUUUGAUGAGUUUAUCGGCAACUACCUUGACGGGACAGAUUGGGAAGUCUUUUCAAGGAUUGAUUUGGACAACUCUGGCUUCCCCGUCGUUCCAGGCACGGGCGUUGCGCCACAGGGUGACGCGACAUCGAACGGCGUACUGCCGCCGACCCGUAUGGACCAUAACGACCCCAACCAGACGCCACCUCAGUUCACAAUGUUUGGUAUCGGACCGCAAUCAACAUGGCGAUAG
Pyricularia pennisetigena is the source of this 2178-nucleotide messenger RNA. RefSeq lists its product as uncharacterized. The record is from RefSeq and is a predicted model, not a curated record. Gene Ontology annotation, molecular function: zinc ion binding; DNA binding. Lineage: Eukaryota; Fungi; Ascomycota; Sordariomycetes; Magnaporthales; Pyriculariaceae. The transcript is spliced from 3 exons. Gene Ontology annotation, biological process: DNA-templated transcription. Bases 1 to 2178 code for a protein of 725 amino acids.